CUUAGUUCCCCAGCCAGGGAUUGAACCCAUGCUCCCUGCAUUGGAAGCUCAGAGUCUUAACCAUUGGAACACCAGGGGAUUCCCCUAUGUUGCUCUAAUUAUAAUGAGAUGCUAAUAGGAUAUUAUGAAAUAAAUAAUAUUCUUAGGAGGACCAUCCUGAGACUGGCCUUGGGCCUGAUGGAGGGAGACGAAAGAAAGUGCUUGACAAGACCCUUUGAGGGAGCAAGUGGACUCAACCAUAGGAAGUGACAUGGCUCAACAAAUGCCAGUGUGUAUUCUGUUUGCCUGGGAAAACCAUGUUCCCAUCAACAGUCUCUCAUUUCAUGAUCUAGAAACUGCAGCCUCAGUGAAUCUCUUCUUCUUUUCUAUCUAAUAUGACCAUUAUCACCCUAGCAAGGUAAACUUUAAGUCUAGAAAAAUAAAUGAAACCCAAAGCCAUGCUGUUUUUGAAGUGGAUUUAAAUGUGGGUGUAACUAACUUUUAGAGUCACUGUAACUCUUAGAUAUGUUUUCAUUCAAGAGAAUUCUCCAUAUAAAGCUUGCAGUGUUAUUGAAAUGCUUAAAAGACCUUUGACUAAAUUUGAAGUCAGCCUGUAGAUAGCCAAGGAAACUGGUUCAUGAAAUGUGUAGUUUGGCUUAUUAGUUGCAUAAUAGUAUUUAAAUAUUUGGGAAAAUGUGCUUAAUCAAUGUAAAAGCUUAGUAACCUGAACAUUAAACAAAAGUAAGUAGUGGUUAAGUGUUUUUUCUAUGCCAAAAGGCCCUGAGGUGUGAAAGAUCCUAGCAACAGACAAGACAUGUAUUAUCCAGCAGAUUUAACUGACUGUACCUUGGAGCAAAAAGGCAUGAGAUCUGGUUAUUACUAUUGAAAACAAAAUCCAAACUAAUAUGCUUAGCAGGAAAACCCAGUUGGCAGCUGCAGGGGUUGCCUUUUAUGAUCGUGUCUUUUGACAAGGAUUAUUGUAUUAAUAUAAGUUGUGGCUUGAUCAGGCUUAAAUUGUGGGCAAAUAUUUUUCCAUGUUCACUUCUCUAGAAUAAGCCCAAGGUCUGUUCCCAUAAACCAUUUCUGAGGUCAGGUUUUUAAAUGAGGGGAACGGAGAGGUGAGGAUUUUAGAAAAAGAGUAGGCCAAGCAAGCUGGCCGAUUACAAGACUUUUAAGGAAAGGAAAGAUUAACAUUUGAUUUUAUGUUGUGUUAUGCUAAACUCUUUGAUCUCCCCUAAAGGUUCCUUAACGUUGCCAUAUAAAUAAACAGACAUUUCUGAGGUCUGAACAGUUUCAUUUCAUAGAGCUAUCAUGAAAGAACAAGUAUUGUCGAUGCCUAUGUAAUAUAAUUAAUGGAUAUCCCCCAUUCUUCUUAUUGCCAACAGCCACCAAGGUUCAGCUAUUUUCUGGAAUAGUCAGUUUGACUUGUCACUUGGCUGGCUGAUCUAAUAUCCUCUGCGGAUUCUCUGAGGACUUAUGAGCUAAUAAUGCUUAGGGAUUUCGUGUCCUGAAGAACUCUUUAAUCCCAUGCUUCCCGAAUCCCACUCUAAGCCAGGGCCUUCUGUCACAUCUCAAGAGUUACAGACCAGAACAGCACGCCACGCCAUGGGUGAGAUCAGCCAAGAGACGGUGGAGAAAUACCUGGAGGACAACCCUCAGUUCGCCAAGGAGUAUUUCAACAGGAAGUUGCAGGCGGAGGCGCCCAGCGGCGGGGCACAGGCCCCGGCCAGCGCCUCCUUCCCCGGCCGGACGCUGGCGGAGGAGGCAGCCCUGUACCUGGAGCUACUGGAGGUCUUGCUGGAGGAGGCGGGCAGCGUGGAGCUGGCGGUGCACAGGGCCCUGGGGAGGCUGGCGCAGCUGCUGCAGGCCGACCGCUGCAGCAUGUUCUUGUGUCGGGCCCGCAACGGCACGCCGGAGGUGGCCUCCAAGCUGCUCGACGUCACCCCCACCUCCAAGUUUGAGGACAACCUGGUGGUCCCCGACAGGGAAGCUGUGUUUCCGUUGGACGUCGGGAUAGUGGGUUGGGUUGCUCACACGAAGAAAACCUUUAAUGUUCCAGAUGUGAAAAAGAACAGCCAUUUUUCUGACUUCAUGGACAAACAAACCGGGUAUGUCACUAGGAACCUGCUGGCAACCCCCAUCGUGAUGGGCAAGGAGGUUCUUGCUGUGUUUAUGGCAGUUAACAAAGUAGAUGCAUCUGAGUUUUCCAAACAGGAUGAAGAGGUCUUUUCCAAAUACCUCAACUUUGUCUCUAUCAUCCUUAAGUUUCAUCAUACCAACUACCUGUACAAUAUUGAAUCCCGAAGAAGUCAGAUUCUUAUGUGGUCAGCCAACAAAAUAUUUGAAGAGCUCACAGAUGUUGAGCGACAGUUUCACAAAGCGCUCUACACUGUUAGAACAUACCUGAACUGCGAACGAUACUCCAUUGGGCUGCUGGAUAUGACCAAGGAGAAGGAAUUCUAUGAUGAGUGGCCAGUCAAGCUUGGAGAAGUCGAGCCUUACAAAGGUCCAAAGACACCAGAUGGCAGAGAAGUCAUCUUUUAUAAAAUCAUUGAUUACAUUUUACAUGGAAAAGAAGAGAUCAAAGUCAUUCCGACACCUCCCACGGACCACUGGACUCUCGUUAGUGGGUUGCCAACAUACGUUGCUGAAAAUGGAUUUAUCUGCAACAUGCUGAACGCCCCAGCCGAUGAAUACUUCACGUUUCAGAAAGGACCUGUAGAUGAAACUGGUUGGGUCAUUAAAAAUGUCUUGUCCCUGCCUAUUGUCAACAAAAAAGAAGACAUCGUGGGUGUAGCUACAUUUUACAACAGGAAGGAUGGAAAGCCUUUUGAUGAAUAUGAUGAGCACAUUGCUGAGACUCUCACACAGUUUCUUGGAUGGUCUCUUUUAAAUACUGACACCUAUGAGAAAAUGAAUAAGCUGGAGAACAGAAAGGACAUAGCCCAAGAAAUGCUCAUGAACCACACCAAGGCUACGCCUGAUGAAAUCAAGUCUAUUUUGAAAUUUAAAGAGAAGUUAAAUAUAGAUGUAAUUGAAGACUGUGAAGAAAAACAGCUUGUCACAAUUUUGAAGGAGGACCUGCCGGACCCACGGACCGCAGACCUGUAUGAAUUCCGCUUCAGCGACUUGCCCAUCACAGAGCACGAACUGAUUAAGUGUGGACUUCGGCUGUUUUUUGAAAUAAAUGUGGUGGAGAAAUUCAAAGUACCCGUAGAGGUUCUCACCAGAUGGAUGUACACGGUGAGGAAGGGGUACCGGGCUGUCACGUACCACAACUGGAGACAUGGGUUUAAUGUGGGGCAGACCAUGUUCACUUUGCUGAUGACAGGAAGACUGAAGAAAUACUACACAGACCUUGAAGCCUUUGCCAUGCUUGCUGCUGCCUUCUGCCAUGACAUUGACCACAGAGGCACCAAUAAUUUGUAUCAGAUGAAGUCCACUUCUCCGCUCGCAAGGCUUCACGGCUCUUCCAUCUUGGAGAGGCACCACCUGGAGUACAGUAAGACGCUCCUGCAGGAUGAGAGUUUAAACAUCUUCCAGAACCUAAAUAAACGCCAGUAUGAAACAGUUAUUCAUUUGUUUGAAGUUGCAAUAAUAGCAACUGACCUGGCUUUAUAUUUCAAGAAGAGAACCAUGUUUCAAAAAAUUGUUGAUGCCUGUGAAAAAAUGGAAACUGAAGAAGAGGCCAUCAAAUAUGUAACCAUUGAUCCAACCAAAAAAGAGAUUAUCAUGGCGAUGAUGAUGACUGCGUGUGAUCUGUCAGCUAUAACCAAGCCCUGGGAGGUACAAAGUCAGGUAGCACUCCUGGUUGCAAAUGAAUUUUGGGAACAAGGAGAUCUGGAGAGAACAGUGCUGCAGCAACAACCCAUUCCUAUGAUGGACAGAAACAAAAAAGAUGAACUACCUAAACUUCAAGUUGGAUUUAUUGACUUUGUCUGUACUUUUGUAUAUAAGGAGUUCUCACGGUUUCACAAAGAAAUCACACCUAUGCUGAAUGGUCUUCAAAACAACAGAGUGGAAUGGAAAUCCCUAGCUGAUGAGUAUGAUGAAAAGAUGAAGGUAAUUGAAGAGAUGAAAAAGCAGGAAGAAGGAAACACGACUGAAAAAGGCAACACAAAGCAACAACUCAGAUUCCCAGACUGGAUAGUUCAGUGGUUCUUUUGAGAACUGAGACAUUAACUGCUGUAGAAGAUUCAGGAGGUGGUGGUGAUGACAAGAAGUCCAAAACAUGUCUAAUGUUGUAAGACAAUCCAACUGGUCUAAAUUACAAAUAUUGUUUCUACAUUUGAAGAAAACAUUAAAAAAGAACAUCAGCAAAUUUCAUUCAUCAAACCAUCAACUAACAGAGACUCUUCAGGAAAGCUAUCCUGUGACUAGCAUAAGAAAAUACACUGCUAGCCUGAAAGCCAUGAGGGUAAAAUAAAGUUCAAAAAAAGUGCAAAAUAAGACAAAGAUAAGUGCAUUUUUGGUGCCAAUUUGUUUUAAAUUAAAAAUAAUAUAAUCCUGAAACUAGUCACCAAUUCUUUUUUUUUAAAGUUCUUAUUAAUUGUAUUCAUUUACUAGGGUUACUAUAACAAAAAACCUGCCCCAUACUGGGUGUCUUAAACAAAAGAAAUUUAUUCUCUUGCAGUUUUGGAGACCAGAAGGCCAAGAUUAAGGUGUUGGCAGGGCUGGUUUCUCGAGAGGCCUCUCUCCUUGACUUGUCAAUGGCCGUCUUCACCUGGUCUUCCAUCUUCUCUCUUGUGUGUCUGUGUCCUAUUCUCCUCUUUUAAGGACACCAGUCAUACUGGAUUAGGACCUACUCAUAUGACCUCAUUUUACCUUAUUAGCUUCAGAUACAGCCACAUUCUAAGGUACUGGGAAUCGGGGUUUCAACAGGAAUUCAGCUGAGACACAAUUCAGCCCAUAACAUGAUUCAUACCUCACAUCCUUUUCUGAACCAGAAAUCUUUACUCAACAUGUCUUAAUGUAAGAGCAAAUACAGUACAGAAUGUAUAAUGUAUGUAAGUACUAUAUAAGGAACAAAGAAAAAGGAUAUUAAAUGUCAUUCCACCUGAAAUGCUUAUCUCUUUCCUCCACUUUUUACUCUUGAUAAUGGAACAGUAAAGACCACUUCACUUCCAGCAGCUUACAAGUAUGUCAUCCUAUGCCCAUCCUUUCUCCCAAGCCUGAAAUCAAUUAUUUUAUGUGUAACUAAUAUAUUAUUACAUUCAGAACUAUUCUUCUCAUUGAUAGAAUUAUCAAUUUAUAAGACAUGACCUAUAUAAUCCUAAUGAAAGUUAAAUCAGCUAAUAAAUAUUAUGCAUUAUUAAGCAGCAUGUGAUUUGACUAUACAAAAGCUUUACUAUGAAAAACAGUUUAAAGGGACUUCAACAGAGGUGACUUUAAAAAAAGUGAUUACUAGAAGUAUCUAUUAGGCAUUCUAAAUAUUGAUUGUCAAGAAAACUAAACAGGACUUCCCUGGUGGUCCAGUAAUAAAGAAUCUGCCUUGCAACGCAGGGUAUGUGGGUUCAAUC
Molecule: messenger RNA, 5498 nt
Organism: Odocoileus virginianus texanus
Lineage: Eukaryota; Metazoa; Chordata; Mammalia; Artiodactyla; Cervidae
Source: RefSeq, a predicted model, not a curated record